CAGACACGAUAGCCUGCGCUAAUACGCGUCUACUUAUCCGCCUGUCUGGAUAUUUUCCUGCUUGGAUUCUAUAGCGGAGAUCAUAGGAUAUGUGCCCGCGGAAUUAUGAGAACCCCUGUCCUUCUAACAGAAGUAAGAUAAAAUAGGCUUUUGAGUACAUUGGAUUAACCCCUCUCAUUCCUUAUGAAGAAGGCAAAAAUUUGGAUAAGAGCUUGUGUCUGCGUUCUAAUUUAUACCACUUUUGCUGCAUGUUCACGUGGAACUGGAAAUCCAACAUCUGAUGACGACGACAGGAUCUCAUUAUUGAAACAGAAUAUACCAAAAGAUUACAAGAUUCCUGUUCGUUUCGUUCCCAAAGAAGUGAGUGGGAUGUGUUGGGUCGAGCUAAACGUGUUUCAUCUGGAGGUGAGCUUGACAGCACUGGCGGAAAUGUUUGGAAAUAUAUCCUCCAACAGAAACGAUAUUAGUGUCCUUGUCCAGAUGCUGCAGGACGUGCGGUAUCGGAUUGGGAACGACCUGGAGAUGAUGAUGGAAGAGUUUGAAUGUCAUUACAAAGAUGAAAAAUGGCAGACAGCCAACUAUUUUGACUAUGUCAAGGACUUUUUAGCUGCUGCCGCUUCAGAAAACAAAAGCACAGGGUGCGAUUCUCCUUCCUGCCCUACAACAAUAGCAACCCCAUCAACUCCAACACCAACUGCAACAGAACCUCUCACCAGCUCCCCGAAAGUGUCUGGCUGUGUGACAGCGCCAGACUGCAGCAUGCGGACAGAACGUCAGUACUUUCCAGAAGUUGUACAGAAAAGCCUUCUGUCACUGCUCCUAAUUCCAACGGCUGCAGUUGUGUGUUUGCUAGUUUGGAAGGUAAAAAACAGAAGAAGAGCACCCUCCUCAGAAGGAAAUCCUGAAAGUGGAGACCUCUUCCAUACAGUGGAAGAGAACAGACCGCCUUUAGAUGACAUAUCUGAAGAAAAGAACAAACUGAACACCAUUCAAGCUAUGUAGUUUCUCCCUUGUGAGAUUUGACAGGAGAAGUGUCCCUCCCCAGCUCCCACUUUUCUGAGGCGGAAAGGAAGAGAACCGAACUGGUCGUAGAACGCUCCGGAAAAGACGAGGAGGGAACUCUUCUGGAAUCCAGGCAUCGAAAGUCGAUGGACCAACAGAUUUGUGAUUCUGUGUAUUUGCACUCAAAAAGGUUUAGGUGGUGCAGGGUCUCGCUUCUUUGAGCAAAUAGUGACCAAAGUGGACAAGAAAAAAAGAAACUAAUACAGACGGCUUUUUAUAUGAGGAAAAUAAUUGUUUCAUGACUACCUCUAGUGGCCCGUGUCUUUGUCCCGAUUUCUUACCAUAUGACAGUACUAUCACUAGCCUCUCAUUUUCCAUGGGCAGUUGCUAAGCACGAAUGUGGGGAACAGUCACUGUGACACAUUCACCUGCAGUGUGUCCCAUGGUUUGACUCCGGAACUACUUUGGUGUUGAAAC
Messenger RNA from Megalops cyprinoides (Indo-Pacific tarpon), 1479 nucleotides. Its product is annotated as kit ligand-like. The transcript is spliced from 10 exons. Gene Ontology annotation, molecular function: stem cell factor receptor binding; cytokine activity. Gene Ontology annotation, biological process: cell adhesion; positive regulation of cell population proliferation. Bases 184 to 1002 code for a protein of 272 amino acids. NCBI's taxonomy places the organism in Eukaryota, Metazoa, Chordata, Actinopteri, Elopiformes, Megalopidae. The record is from RefSeq and is a predicted model, not a curated record. Gene Ontology annotation, cellular component: plasma membrane.